This is a messenger RNA of Mesorhabditis belari, 1365 nucleotides long. The record is from the annotation of a GenBank genome assembly. Lineage: Eukaryota; Metazoa; Nematoda; Chromadorea; Rhabditida; Rhabditidae.
AUGGCCUCGAGUGGAACAAGCUCUGAUGGACGGCCAUCUCGAACAGGAAGUGCGGAUUAUAAAAUGCCAAAUUAUGGGUAUAAAUCUGAUGGAUAUCAAUCAGGAUCAGCCAAUCUUGGAGAUGAUCCUGUUUCUGCGGUUCGAACUUUGAGAAAUCAAAUGAGACAAAAGAUGUCCAACUAUCAAUCAAUGAAUCUACCAGUAAAAGCUCAUCUUUGUCAAACGGCUUGUGAUACCUUAAGCCGAGCUGAAGGGCAAUUAAUCGGAAUGAAUAAUAAAAGAAGAAAUGCACUAAUGGUCGGUGAUAGUGGAAGUGCUGAUCAAAUGAAAGUGCAAAUGGAUCAAGUGAAAGAUGAUGCGAUUCGAAAUGCUUAUGCUGAUCUUGUCACCGAUUCUAAUCAGAUGAACGCGUAUGGAGUGGAUUCAAAGUGGACUCCACAAGAAGAAUCCCAUCCACCGAGAAAUCCCACUCCACAACCAUUGUUGCCAAGGCCAUCGAGUGAUCGAACAAAAAGUCGUCGUGGACCGUCAAAUGAGCGUUUCCGGCCGAAUAGUGUUGCUAGAAAGCCUCGUCGACAACGUCGCCCUCCUAGUCCAGAAGGAAAUCAAACGCCAUUUUCAAUGCAAAAAGGCCCAAAUCCUCAACCUGAAUUUGAUCCUGAUAUUCGUAGAAAUGGUCGACUCGCUGAAAUGGAGAGGCGUAAAAGAGGAGAGUUUAUUCAACCAACAUCACAAGCUGAAGCAAAUGCCAUGUUAUUUGAUAAUCCUUAUAAACCGCCAAAUCAAUAUGGACAAUGCCCAUAUUGUGACCGAGUUGAGCCAAGCUUUGGUAGAAAACAGAAUUUGGAGAGACAUUACACAACUGAUUGCCCAAUGCUUGUGAAAUGCCGCUACUGUAAUAAAGUUGUUCAAGCUAGAGAAUUGACAAAUCAUUAUUUGGAUCGUUGCGUUUUCUUGGAAGACAAAAUGAAGCCGUGUCCUUUGUGCGGAUUGGCAGCUGAUGAGCAUGAUAUUGCGGAUGGAGUAUCACAUCCAUUAUGUCGAGGUCGAAUGGCUCCAUCGGGUGCUCGUUGGUGUGCUCUUUGUGCUGUGGCUGUUGAUGACAACAAGGAAUCAUGGAAGAGACAUCUUCAAUUAGGACCAAAUGGUUGUUACAACAAUCCACGUUUAAAUGGAGAAGAGGCUUUGUUGGAACGACGAGGUUUAGAUGGAAGAGAUCCGAUGGCACCAAAUGAUGGCACAUAUGAUCCAAAUAAUCCAAACGGGGCAAAUGGCGGCACAAACACAACGACAAAUAGCAAAACGUCGACGAAAACGACGAGCAAAUUGAACGGAGCAAAACUUAUUGAUGCAGAUCAAUUGGUU